UCAAAUGAGAUAAUAUAUGGAGUAGUUAUAGGUGUUUAUUAAUAAGAUAUCAAAUUAUGUUGAAAAACGUUAGGAUAGAAUAUGAUAUGAAAUAAUAUAUAUGGAGUAGCGCGGUAUAGGUGUUAAUUAAUAAGAUAUCCAAUUACGUUGAGGAACGAGAGGAUAGAAUAUCAUAUGAGAUAGAGUUGUGUGAUAAUAGGAUUUAGAAAACCUAGAAAGAGUAGGAUAUAUAGUUUAUAAUAUAAUAUAAUAUAAAUAGAGGCGUACGAUGAUGAUGAUGAUGAUGGAUGGAUUUGAAAGUGCGAAAUAUAAGCGGUAGUGUAGAUAUGUUGAGCAGUUUACCGGAUGAAUUGUUGAUUCGGAUACUUUGUUUAAUUCCUACAGAAGAUGUUGUUACAAUAUGCAUGUUGUCAAAGAGAAUGAUGCGUAUUUUACCUUGGAUUACGACCCUAGAUUUCAAUGAUUCAUCUUUGUCUUAUAUUUUGAGUGUAAUCAAACGUUUUUCAUCACCUUUCAAGUUCAAGACUUUUGUGUUUGGUGUUCUCAAUGCAUACAAAUUUCCUUACCUUACCAGGUUUCGACUCCGAUUGGGCGUCACGUGGGACACCCAAUGCUUUAGUGAUUGCAUACAUCAAUGGGGAGGUUGUUGUCCUCACUUGAAAUCGACGGAAAUUAUUUCGUUGAUCUCUUUUCCGUUAUCCCGUUUUGGACUCAAGGAGAUUGACCUCCAUAUUCAAGUGUGGAAACCAGGAAACACUCUGCUCCCCUCGGAAAUAUUCACUUGUGAAACGUUACAGGUAUUGAAGCUUGAUGUGAACCUUGGUGUCAAUCAACUUUCCACAAUUCGUCUUCCAAACUUGAAACUACUACACUUGCGCGUAUGUUCAAUAUCCGAGGAUGGUUUCAUAACAAGACUAGUUUCAAGCAGCCCUUUACUCGAAGAACUAACAGUGGAAGUGAUGUACAAGUAUGAUCGUUCCACAACUAUCUCUUUGCCGGUUCUUCGGAGAUUACGUUUAAAAGUGGAAAGAUGGGAAAUGGCCGGUACUUCAAUAUUGGUUAUCAAUACUCCUAAAUUGGAGUAUCUUGACUACACUGAUAAUUUUGCGUUAUACUCUAUUUCAAACAUCAACUCUCUUGUAAAAGCUAACAUCAAAAUCAUAAAUGACUUUCCAAAACCUGAACUUGCUUUCCGCCAGCAAAUGCCGAACCUCGUUCAUCCCUUGUCUAAUGCUCACCAUUUAUCUUUGCACGGCUCGUGCACCACGGAAAUGAACAUAGUUGCGUUAAAUACCGUGUUUCCCAGUCUGAAGUAUCUAGAGUUGGAUUGCUCGUAUUUUAUUUCUUGGGAAAGGGUGUUGUUGCCCUUCCUUAAGUGUUCGCCAGUCUUAGAAACACUUGUUUUAUCAAACGGAAUCCCAAAUAAUAGUUGGUAUCCGGAACCAGAGAGAGUUGAAGCAAUUAUUCCCGAUUGUUGUCGAUCUUAUCUCAAAAAGUUUGUGACAAAGAAUUAUGCUGAGAGCGAGUGGGAAGCAGAAUUUAUCAAAUUUAUCCUGAAAAAUGCAUUAGUUUUGGAAGAAUUAGUCGUAUACCGACGUUGUCUUCAGAGAUCUUGGCUAAAAGUUGAAGAUCAUAAGAUGAAGAUGGAGAGUACAUUGAGCAACUUACCAAGGGCUUCAGCUACCUGUUCAAUUCAAGUUCAAUGUCUACACAAAAAUCACCUCUGGCUACUGAAAAAGAAAAAAAAGACAUGCAUUUUACCACGAAAAUGA
Molecule: messenger RNA, 1772 nt
Organism: Spinacia oleracea (spinach)
Lineage: Eukaryota; Viridiplantae; Streptophyta; Magnoliopsida; Caryophyllales; Amaranthaceae
Product: FBD-associated F-box protein At4g10400-like
Exons: 4
Coding region: 288-1772 (494 amino acids)
Molecular function (GO): protein binding
Source: RefSeq, a predicted model, not a curated record